ACACCACGGAAGUACUCCGCAUUGCUCUGCUCAACGCUUCAUACAAUUUGAAAUGAUUUAGUGUGAACUCAUUUUAGCCCGUGUUAUGGCGAUGCUCCCCGCAGCUGCAGUCUUUUAUUUCCCCUGGGAAGUUAAUAAUGGAGCAGCUAAGGAAGGAGAGUCAGUGAGGACAUUCGGCAGACUGGCCAGUUACCGACCCGAGGAGUCCAGGGCAACAUUGUCUGCUCAGCAUGCUUCAAAACAGCACCAGAUGGUCGUCCACACGCUGUACGUGGAGCCCUUUGACCCCAUAAUUGGGGCCCAAUAUAUAGUUCUGGGUGAGAUAGAAAAUGCUGAAGAUGUGGGCGUGAUGGUCCGUGCCCGUGUGCUGAACUGCGUCGAUGGAGUGAACAUCGCUCUUCUUCAGAGAGCCAUCAACGAGCAGAGAAGCUUCUUCAGCGAGAGGGAGCAGAAACAGGCUGAUGCUGCACAGCCUGAACAUGUUACCUGAGCCGGCUCUCUUUUCUUUUGUUCAGGAAGUUUCACGUGGUUCUCUCACUGAGUGUCAGGAGCACAGAGCCGCCUCUGAGGCUGUUUGGAAGACCCUGAUACGAGCUCAGGUUAACUCAACGAGUGUUUGGUUAAAAGUGAGUGACACAAGUUUCCUGCAGUUUGUCACAUUGGAUUUCUUCACAUUAUAAACUAUUUUCUGCAGAACUAACAGCUGGUUUUGGGUCCAAAGCUUACGACUUGGAGUCAUUUUUUCCUCUCAUGUAACUUUGUGAUCUGAUGUUGUAGUGACCAAUUUUGAUAAACCCAAUAUGAUCUAAUAAAGUCACUUGAGGGAUGAA
This is a messenger RNA of Labrus mixtus (cuckoo wrasse), 830 nucleotides long. It is a transcript of the gene ten1, whose product is annotated as TEN1 subunit of CST complex. Gene Ontology annotation, molecular function: telomerase inhibitor activity; single-stranded DNA binding; telomeric repeat DNA binding. Gene Ontology annotation, biological process: negative regulation of telomere maintenance via telomerase. NCBI's taxonomy places the organism in Eukaryota, Metazoa, Chordata, Actinopteri, Labriformes, Labridae. The record is from RefSeq and is a predicted model, not a curated record. The transcript is spliced from 3 exons. Gene Ontology annotation, cellular component: CST complex. The coding region runs from base 86 to 490 and encodes 134 amino acids.